ACUCAGAUGCACUAAGAUGGAGCCCAGAUAGUGUAUUGGGUAAACUAGUGUUUGCAACUGUGGGUGGGGUUGUGUGCGUGCGUGUUGGCUUUGUGUACACCCAUGCCCGUGUGGGACGGGUUUUGACUACGACAGUUGCUGUCAUACUGUUGGGGCUUAUCUCCGUCAUCUUCACACCCGCUGGGUUCCCAUUCUCCGCCAAUCCACAGGACCCUUCCCCUCAGAGGGGCGUGUUUGUGCACUUUGAUCGCAGGUUUCACUCUCACCAAGGACAGGUGGAGAAGAAGGAUGCCUACAUCUGGUACAAACCUAUUGACUACAUCGGUGGCAGAAUGAUGGAAACUUACACCCCCCAGGUGUUUGCCAGGGCAAAGAAAGCAUCCUGUGAUGGAGUCUACUGCGGACGGCCGUACUUGUACCCGAUUCUGGCACAAGUUGAUGCCAGAAAGACCUAUGACUUCCCGGCAUCCCCCAUGCAAGUACCAAGAGUGACGGUGGUGCAACAGAAUCGAACUCUCGUCAGCGACUCGGAGGUUCAACUGACGUUCAAUGUUUCAGGACCAAGUCAUGUGACAAUUUUCAUUUCUGGAUUUCCCCUGGUGAAACUAAAAAACUGGACGUGCGGCCAGGACUUCCCCGUUGAGAUCUUCACCGUCCCCUACAUCAAGGAGCCCACAUAUUUUGUGUACUAUUCUCAUGCAGGGCCAGACAAUGCCACAUGGGCGUUCUCCUUAAAUGUCGAGGUGGAAGGGAACAAGAACAUUAAUAGCUCACUAAUCAGGAUGGGAUUUGCUGGACAUUACCUGCAUGGACCAUAUCAGGUUACACCAGAUUUAAUAGCCUUGGAAGAAGAGUUACCAAACUGGAUACUAUUCGGCAGAUGGUCAGCCACGUACGACGAGUACAUCUUUUAA
Molecule: messenger RNA, 914 nt
Organism: Candidula unifasciata
Lineage: Eukaryota; Metazoa; Mollusca; Gastropoda; Stylommatophora; Geomitridae
Source: the annotation of a GenBank genome assembly